ACAGAGACCUAGUAAGUAUUAAGCAAUGUAUUGAAACUAAAUGUUAUUUUUACAGAAUCCUUUCCCACUGGACAUGGCCCCUACAUCUAUUGAUGAUCAAUACGUUGGCUGCAGAGCGAACAUGCGCAUUCAGGUGAACACAGACUACCUCCCACGUGAGAAGAAAACCAGUACAAACUUCAAUAAUGCCUGGAAGGAAGCAGAAGAAAAAGCCAAACCGUCUAUCCAUGGUCUGCAAGAUGAACACUCCAAAGCUAUAUAUGUGUACACAAAUGAAGAGCCUAAGAUCUACCCGGACUUCAACAGAGAAGUUAGAGAUGGUAGAUCUAAUUAUGGGACAACAUUCCAGUACCAUUCCCUGCACUUCUAUCUAACUGAAGCCAUUCAGAUUCUCAAACAAAGGCAAACAACAUGCAUGACCACCUACCGUAGAACCAAUGUGUAUUUUCAUGAUGUCAAAGAAUAUAUCCGUUUCGGCACCUUCACCUCGAGCACUUUAAACAAGAAAAUAGGCAGAGAUUCAUUUGGAGCGACGUCCUGCUUUGAGAUCACCACAUGUUUUGGAGCUGACAUAUCACAUUACUCUGCAUUUACAGGAGAGAGAGAAGUCUUAAUUCCUCCCUAUGAGGUAUUCACAGUGACCAACAUCCAGACGAAGUCACCAGAGAAUAACCUGUGGUGUGAAGUCGUCUACACAUUAGUGAACACUGGACAUCAGAGUGACUUGAAUUGCAAGUUGCAAAAUGGAGUAAAAGUCUAACCUGUGAAGCAGCUUUUCUGCAUUCAACCGCACAUCAGGAAAAGGCUACAUAACGCUC
Oncorhynchus mykiss (rainbow trout) is the source of this 818-nucleotide messenger RNA. The record is from RefSeq and is a predicted model, not a curated record. NCBI's taxonomy places the organism in Eukaryota, Metazoa, Chordata, Actinopteri, Salmoniformes, Salmonidae.